Messenger RNA from Meriones unguiculatus (Mongolian gerbil), 633 nucleotides. It is a transcript of the gene Cimip1, whose product is annotated as ciliary microtubule inner protein 1. Bases 45 to 455 code for a protein of 136 amino acids. The transcript is spliced from 4 exons. NCBI's taxonomy places the organism in Eukaryota, Metazoa, Chordata, Mammalia, Rodentia, Muridae. The record is from RefSeq and is a predicted model, not a curated record.
AGAGUCCAGGAGGAGCGUUACGGUUUGUGGAGACACCGGGAGCCAUGGCUCAGAAACCGCUCAGCACCGCCGCCGCAGAGCGCAUGAACCUUGUGGCCCAGGAUGAGAUCUGGAGAUACCGUCUGAGGGCCGAAUAUGAAGCCCAGGAAAAGUGGCCGGCCAAGUGGGGAUAUUUGGCAACCCCCAUGGAAAAGCUGCUUGAGGAUGAAGAGCCACACACCCCAAAGGCCAAGAUCGACCUGCCCGGCCACUUCCGUGUCCGGACAGUGAGCCCCAUGGACAAAUACAUCAAGACUCUUCCAUCACCCCCAGUCCCAAAGACCACCCAAGGCUUCAUCGGAUGGCGUUCCUCGGUGCCGGGCCUGAACAAGAACUUGGAGCAUGACCGGGAGAUCCGCAGCUGCAAAGGGAUCUACGCCCGGGAGCUGCACUGGCCUGAACAAGGCGUGUACUGAACGCCACUAGCCUCUGCCUCAGCGGAGGGGGGCGGUGAGCUGUGCCUAGCUGAGUGUUCCUGGGGACAGUCCCCCACAUCUCUGCUCGAGGGAUGCUCUGAAGAACAACCAUUUGCCUUAGGCAUUGUCUUUGAUUUGUGCAUUUCAGGAUUGUUGGCUAACUGAAGUAAAAUAGAUA